AUGGCGGCUGCAGUCGCUUCUGGAAUUGCACCCACCGCGAUGGUUGAUCAAGUGCCUAAUCAACCCACCGUUGUGGCCGCUGCUCCUCCUCCGACGGUGACUCAAGUAGCCGCCGUUGCUGCUGCUGCGGCGGCGGAAGCCUUGCAAGCCCAUCCAAACUCGUCUCUUUACGUCGGAGAUCUUGACCCGACCGUCAUGGAGACACAUCUUCUGGAUCUGUUCAAUCAAGUUGCUCCUGUUCAGACAGUUAGGGUUUGUCGCGAUGUGACUCGUCGUUCUCUUGGUUACGCUUACGUCAAUUUCGCUAAUCCUGAUGAUGCGAUGCGAGCGAUGGAUAGUCUCAACUACACUCCGAUCAGCGACAGACCGAUAAGGAUCAUGCUCUCGAACCGUGAUCCUAGCACUAGAUUGAGUGGAAAAGGCAAUGUUUUCAUCAAAAACCUUGAUGCAUCGAUUGAUAACAAAGCUCUGUUUGAUACAUUCUCGAGUUUCGGGACUAUUCUCUCUUGCAAGGUAGCCACCGAUGUCGCGGGACGGUCUAAAGGUUAUGGCUUUGUCCAGUUUGACAAAGAGGAGAUCGCUCAGGCUGCUAUUGACAAGCUUAAUGGAAUGUUGCUUAAUGACAAGCAAGUCUUUGUUGGACACUUUGUUCGUCGCGAGUACCGGUCUCGCUCUGAGAGCGGGGCCGUACCGCGUUUUACGAACAUUUAUGUCAAGAAUCUCCCUAAAGAGAUUACUGAUGAUGAGCUCAAGAAGACGUUUGGGAAGUAUGGAGAUAUCUCUAGUGCGGUUGUGAUGAAGGAUCAGAGUGGGAACUCGAGGUGUUUCGGGUUUGUGAAUUUCGAGAGCCCUGAAGCUGCUGAGGUUGCGGUUGAGAAGAUGAAUGGUAUUAGCMUCGGUGAGGAUGUGUUGUACGUUGGUAGGGCGCAGAAGAAGUCUGAGAGGGAAGAGGAAUUGAGGAGAAAGUUUGAGCAAGAGAGGUUAAGCCGGUUCGAGAAAUUGCAAGGAUCGAAUCUGUAUUUGAAGAACCUUGAUGACAGUGUGAAUGAUGAGAAGCUCAAGGAGAUGUUCUCUGAGUAUGGGAAUGUGACUUCAUGCAAGGUUAUGAUGAAUUCACAAGGCUUGAGCAGAGGAUUUGGCUUUGUUGCUUAUGCCAAUUCUGAAGAAGCCUUAAAAGCUUUGAAAGAAAUGAAUGGAAAGAUGAUAGGAAGGAAACCUCUUUACAUCGCUUUGGCUCAACGCAAGGAAGAGAGACGUGCUCACCUUCAGUCUCUAUUUUCUCAUAUGAGACCAGCAGGGACAUUGUCGCCAAUGCCAUCAAUGCCUGGGUUCCAUCAUCUCCCAUCCGGAGGGCCAAUGUCAGGACCACACCAUCCAAUGUUCAUAGGCCAGAAUGGUCAAGGUCUAGUGCCUUCACAGCCUAUGGGGUAUGGAUACCAACUUCAGUUCAUGCCCGGUGUGCGUCCAGGUCCAGGCUCAGCAAACUUCGUGAUGCCUUACCCACUUCAGAGGCAAACACAGCCUGGUGGUCCUCGUGUUGGGUUUAGGCGCGGCGCUGCUAACAUGCAUCCGCACUUUCAGCAGCAACAAAUGCUGCAGCAGAAUGUGAGCUCGGGAAUGAGGUACAUGGGAGGCACGGGCAACAGGACGAAUGGAAUGGAAGGAUCUGCUCCAUUGCCAUUGGAUGCAUCUGCAAUAUCUCACAAUGUUCAUCAACACCCACAGAAGCCUCCUCUCCUCCCCAUUUCUAAGCUCACAGCUGCGUUGGCUCUGGCUAACCCCGAAAAGCACUCAGAGAUACUUGGGGAGCAGCUUUACCCGCUUGUUGGUCAGCAUGCACCAGUUCAUACCGCCAAAGUCACCGGUAUGUUGCUAGAGAUGGACCAAGCCGAGGUCUUGCAUCUUAUCGAGUCACCUGAAGCUCUUAAGGCUAAAGUCUCUGAGGCUUUGGAUGUUCUCAGACUUUCUGCUAAUCCGCCUGCUGUUUCUUCCAUCGAUGACCAGUUCGCUCUCUCCUCAACCGAUUGA
This is a messenger RNA of Arabis nemorensis, 2028 nucleotides long. The record is from the annotation of a GenBank genome assembly. NCBI's taxonomy places the organism in Eukaryota, Viridiplantae, Streptophyta, Magnoliopsida, Brassicales, Brassicaceae.